Bemisia tabaci is the source of this 1010-nucleotide messenger RNA. The record is from RefSeq and is a predicted model, not a curated record. NCBI's taxonomy places the organism in Eukaryota, Metazoa, Arthropoda, Insecta, Hemiptera, Aleyrodidae.
AAGUAAAAACUGUAGAAGAUUGGAGGAGACCAACUUUCAGCAACUUCAGCUGUGGACUGCGGAAGAUAUUAAACAAUUUUGUGGAUCAUACCACUUACAUCUCGCAAGAUCUUACACAGCAGAUAUUUUUGCUUGCGGCAAAUAUUAAUUUCAAAGCAAGGACAGCUACCAACCAAACUUUUUGGAUCAUGCAAUACAUGUUGUUGAUCCAGUUUUUUUGAAAUGCAGGUUAUUGACAAGACACAAAUCGCUAAAGAUCUACAAUGUGUUUAUAUUAAUUGAUCUUAAUAAACGAACAAUGUCAUCGGUGGCCACCUGUUAUGUAGGUACGUGCAUGAAUGGAGCCAGAACAAUUGGGCACCGUGAACACGCGAUCGUCAUCAUAUGGUACCUAGGUUUCAGCCGUUAUGCAGGAUUCAAGGCACUGGCAGAAUAUUUGAAUUGGCACUAUCACCAGAUCAAACCUCGCUUAGAGGACACAUCCAAGGAUGAUUCUGACGACGAAUGUGGGAAUUCAUCCCAAUAGUGGACAUUGAUUGUGAAUUAAUCAUAUCACCAGUGAAACAAGUACCCAUCCGCGGUGAAGUAAACUUAUUGAAAUUUUUUAAUCGUGUUGUCAAUGAAGCCUUGGGAAUUAGAGCAGAUAUGCUGCAAGAAACUGUUCUGGAAUCUGUUUUAGAUAGUUGUCAUCGACUGUCACACUCAAAACACACAAAUGAAUAUGAAAAAUUAUUAAAUAAUUUAAGUUCUUUCAUCAAUAAAAGUGAAUCAUUUUCUGAGAAUAACUCAACAUUAAUUGAUUUAACAUUGUGGUCAAUUAUUUCAAGGCGAAGAAAACUUAGUUUGCCCACUGGUCUUAAAGAUUGGUAUGAUGGAGUCACUAACUUCCUUGGAGUCAAAUUUUAAUUUGUUUUGGAGACUUUGUGAAAAACUAAAAUUAAUAAUACUGAAAUGCCUGAUUUUCGCUACUGAAAUUAAUUUGUGGUGAAAUUAAAGGAAUAUUUAGAUAA